This is a messenger RNA of Cynocephalus volans (Philippine flying lemur), 7321 nucleotides long. It is a transcript of the gene SLIT1, whose product is annotated as slit guidance ligand 1. The record is from RefSeq and is a predicted model, not a curated record. The transcript is spliced from 38 exons. Gene Ontology annotation, molecular function: Roundabout binding; calcium ion binding; heparin binding. Gene Ontology annotation, biological process: axon guidance. The coding region runs from base 1 to 4605 and encodes 1534 amino acids. Lineage: Eukaryota; Metazoa; Chordata; Mammalia; Dermoptera; Cynocephalidae.
AUGGCGCUGACGCCCGGGUGCGGGUCCUCGGCGGGGCUGGUCCGGCCCGAGCUCUGGCUGCUGCUGUGGGCAGCCGCGUGGCGCCUGGGUGCCACGGCGUGCCCCGCCCUCUGCACCUGCACCGGCACCACGGUGGACUGCCACGGCACGGGGCUGCAGGCCAUCCCCAAGAACAUCCCACGGAACACCGAGCGCCUGGAACUCAAUGGCAACAACAUCACUCGGAUCCAUAAGAAUGACUUUGCAGGGCUCAAGCAGCUGCGGGUGCUGCAGCUGAUGGAGAACCAGAUCGGAGCAGUGGAACGGGGGGCUUUCGAUGACAUGAAGGAGCUGGAGCGGCUACGACUCAACCGGAACCAGCUGCACAUGUUACCGGAACUGCUGUUCCAGAACAACCAGGCUCUGUCGAGACUGGACUUGAGUGAGAACUCCAUCCAGGCCAUCCCCAGGAAAGCUUUCCGUGGAGCCACAGACCUCAAAAACUUACAGCUGGACAAGAACCAGAUCAGUUGCAUCGAGGAAGGGGCCUUCCGGGCUCUGCGGGGGCUGGAGGUGCUGACCCUGAACAACAACAACAUCACCACCAUUCCUGUGUCCAGCUUCAACCACAUGCCCAAGCUACGGACCUUCCGCCUGCACUCCAACCACCUGUUCUGCGACUGCCACCUGGCCUGGCUUUCACAGUGGCUGAGGCAGCGGCCGACCAUCGGGCUCUUCACCCAGUGCUCGGGCCCUGCCAGCCUGCGUGGCCUCAAUGUGGCCGAGGUCCAGAAGAGUGAGUUCAGCUGCUCAGGCCAGGGGGAGGCGGGGCGCGUGCCUUCCUGCACCCUCUCCUCCGGCUCCUGCCCGGCCAUGUGCACCUGCAGCAACGGCAUCGUGGACUGUCGGGGCAAAGGCCUCACUGCCAUCCCCGCCAACCUGCCUGAGACCAUGACGGAGAUCCGCCUGGAGCUCAACGGAAUCAAGUCCAUCCCCCCAGGAGCCUUCUCUCCCUACAGGAAGCUGCGGCGGAUAGAUCUGAGCAACAACCAGAUCGCAGAGAUCGCGCCCGAUGCGUUCCAGGGCCUCCGCUCCCUGAACUCCCUGGUCCUCUAUGGGAACAAGAUCACAGACCUCCCCCGUGGUGUGUUUGGAGGCCUGUAUACCCUACAGCUUCUGCUCCUGAAUGCCAACAAGAUCAACUGCAUCCGGCCUGACGCCUUCCAGGACCUGCAGAACCUCUCGCUGCUCUCUCUGUACGACAACAAGAUCCAGAGUCUCGCCAAGGGCACCUUCACCUCCCUGCGGGCCAUCCAGACCCUGCAUCUGGCCCAGAAUCCUUUCAUCUGCGACUGUAACCUCAAGUGGCUGGCUGACUUCCUGCGCUCCAAUCCCAUCGAGACGAGCGGAGCCCGCUGUGCCAGCCCCCGGCGCCUCGCCAACAAGCGCAUCGGGCAGAUCAAGAGCAAGAAAUUCCGGUGCUCAGCCAAAGAGCAGUACUUCAUUCCAGGCACGGAGGAUUACCAGCUGAACAGCGAGUGCAACAGCGACGUCGUCUGUCCCCACAAGUGCCGCUGUGAGGCCAGCGUGGUGGAAUGCUCCAGCCUGAGGCUCGCCAAGAUCCCCGAGCGCAUCCCCCAGUCCACGGCCGAGCUACGGCUGAACAAUAAUGAGAUCUCCGUCCUGGAGGCCACUGGGAUGUUUAAAAAACUUACACAUCUGAAGAAAAUCAACCUGAGCAACAACAAAGUGACAGAAAUCGAAGAUGGGGCCUUUGAGGGGGCAGCUUCUGUCAGCGAGCUGCACCUGACCGCCAACCAGCUGGAGUCCAUCCGGAGUGGCAUGUUCCGGGGCCUGGAUGGCUUGAGGACCCUGAUGCUGAGGAACAACCGCAUCAGCUGCAUCCACAACGACAGCUUCACAGGCCUGCGCAACGUCCGGCUGCUCUCGCUGUACGACAAUCAGAUCACCACCAUCUCGCCCGGAGCCUUCGACACCCUGCAGUCCCUCUCCACGCUAAACCUCCUGGCCAACCCUUUCAACUGCAACUGCCAGCUGGCCUGGCUGGGUGACUGGCUGCGGAAGAGGAAGAUUGUGACAGGGAACCCACGGUGCCAGAAUCCAGACUUCCUGCGGCAGAUUCCUCUGCAGGACGUGGCCUUCCCUGACUUCAGGUGUGAGGAAGGCCAGGAGGAGGGGGGCUGCCUGCCCCGCCCGCAGUGCCCCCAGGAGUGCGCCUGCCUGGACACUGUGGUCCGAUGCAGCAACAAGCACCUCCGGACCCUGCCCAAGGGCAUUCCCAAGAACGUCACAGAACUCUAUCUGGACGGGAAUCAGUUCACGCUGGUUCCGGGGCAGCUGUCCACCUUCAAGUACCUGCAGCUCGUGGACCUGAGUAACAACAAGAUCAGUUCCUUAAGCAAUUCCUCCUUCACCAACAUGAGCCAGCUGACCACGCUGAUCCUCAGCUACAACGCCUUGCAGUGCAUCCCUCCUCUGGCCUUCCAGGGGCUCCGCUCCCUGCGCCUGCUGUCCCUCCACGGCAACGACAUCUCCACCCUCCGAGAGGGCAUCUUUGCAGACGUGACCUCCCUGUCUCACCUGGCCAUCGGUGCCAACCCCCUGUACUGUGACUGCCACCUCCGCUGGCUGUCCAGCUGGGUGAAGACGGGCUACAAGGAGCCUGGCAUUGCCCGCUGUGCUGGGCCCCCAGACAUGGAGGGCAAGCUGCUCCUCACCACGCCUGCCAAGAAGUUUGAAUGCCAAGGUCCCCCCACUCUGGCUGUCCAGGCCAAGUGUGACCCCUGCUUGUCCAGCCCAUGCCAGAACCAGGGCACCUGCCACAAUGACCCCCUUGAGGUGUACAGGUGUGCCUGCCCCAGCAGCUAUAAGGGCCGAGACUGUGAGGUGUCCCUGGACAGCUGUUCCAGCAGCCCCUGUGGAAACGGCGGGACCUGCCACAUGCAGGAAGGCGAAGGUGCUGGCUUCACGUGCUCCUGUCCCACUGGCUUUGAAGGACCAACCUGUGGAGUGAACACGGACGACUGUGCGGAGCACACCUGUGCCAACGGGGGCAUCUGUGUGGACGGCGUGGGCAGCUACACCUGCCAGUGCCCCCUGCAGUACGUGGGAAGGGCCUGUGAGCAGCUGGUGGACUUCUGCUCCCCGGAUCUGAACCCGUGUCAACAUGGGGCCCGGUGUGUGGGCACCCCGGACGGGCCCAGGUGUGAGUGUGUGCCAGGUUAUACAGGUGACAACUGCAGCGAGAACCAGGACGACUGCAAGGGUCACCGCUGCCAGAAUGGGGCCCAGUGUGUGGACAAAGUCAACAGCUACUCCUGUCUCUGUGCUGAGGGCUACAGUGGACAGCUCUGUGAGAUCCCUCCUGGCCUGCCUGCCCCCAGGAGCCCCUGUGAGGGCACUGAGUGCCAGAAUGGGGCCAACUGUGUGGACCAGGGCAGCAGGCCUGUGUGCCAGUGCCUCCCGGGCUUCGGCGGCCCCGAGUGUGAGAAGUUGCUCAGUGUCAACUUUGUGGAUCGGGACACUUACCUGCAGUUCACUGACCUGCAGAACUGGCCUCGGGCCAACAUCACACUGCAGGUCUCCACGGCAGAGGACAAUGGGAUCCUGCUAUACAACGGGGACAACGACCACAUCGCAGUUGAGUUGUACCAGGGCCAUGUGCGUGUCAGCUAUGACCCAGGCAGCUACCCCAGCUCUGCCAUCUAUAGUGCCGAGACGAUCAACGAUGGGCAGUUCCACACUGUCGAGCUGGUCGCCUUUGACCAGAUGGUGAAUCUCUCCAUUGACGGUGGCAGUCCCAUGACUAUGGACAACUUUGGCAAACACUACACGCUCAACAGUGAGGCCCCCCUCUAUGUGGGAGGGAUGCCCGUGGACGUGAACUCGGCUGCCUUCCGCCUGUGGCAGAUCCUCAAUGGCACCAGCUUCCAUGGCUGCAUCCGCAACCUGUACAUCAACAACGAGCUGCAGGACUUCACCAAGACGCAGAUGAAGCCAGGCGUGGUGCCAGGCUGCGAGCCCUGCCGCAAGCUCUACUGCCUGCAUGGCAUCUGUCAGCCCAAUGCCACCCCGGGCCCCAUGUGCCACUGUGAGGCUGGCUGGGGGGGCUUGCACUGUGACCAGCCAGCUGACGGCCCCUGCCAUGGCCACAAGUGUGUCCAUGGGAAAUGCGUGCCCCUCGAUGCUCUUUCCUACAGCUGCCAGUGCCAGGAUGGGUACUCCGGGGCCCUGUGCAACCAGGCCGGGGCACCGGCAGACCCCUGUGGGGGCCUGCAGUGCCUGCACGGCCACUGCCAGGCCUUGGCCACCAAGGGGGCACACUGUGUGUGUGACCCUGGCUUUUCGGGAGAGCUUUGUGAGCAAGAGUCCAAGUGCCGGGGGGACCCUGUCCGGGACUUUCACCAGGUCCAGAGGGGCUAUGCUAUCUGCCAGACCACGCGCCCGCUGUCGUGGGUGGAGUGCCGGGGCUCGUGCCCAGCCCAGGGCUGCUGCCAGGGCCUUCGGCUGAAGCGGAGGAAGUUGACCUUUGAGUGCAGCGACGGGACCUCUUUUGCCGAGGAGGUGGAGAAGCCCACCAAGUGUGGCUGUGCCCUCUGCGUGUAGCACCGGGCCAAGAAGUGCAGAAUGGUGACACCCCUCCUUGCCUACUACCUGGGCCCUUAAAGAAGAGGACGGACCCCCUCCCAAACCAGCCCUUCCCUCUGGCCGGUGGCCCAGGCUGGCCUGAAGCUGGGUCCUUGGCCCCAGAAGCCCCUUGCCCCUCUGAGGAUAACCUUGAAGUCAUCUGGGCCUCCCAGACAGCCAGCCUGGCCCACGUGCGCUGCAGCAUCUGCUGGCAGGAGGCUGGCUGCGGGGGAAGGGCCUCCUCCUGCUGGCCAGGAAGGGACUGACCCUUGCCCCUGGGCUGACUGGCAGCACUGCAGCACUGCUUGGGAAUGAGACUUGGGAGAGGUGGUUCUUAGGACUAGGCUUCUGGAUCCUGAUGUUAUAAGAUGGCCACCACAGCUUCAAAGAAAGGGCUCAUGUGGAGGAAAGGGCUCCUGGAGCUGCUUGGGGUGGAAGACCCCACCAAAGACGGCAGGGGUCCUUGGCUCCAGCUGAAUAAACACCACCAGUCUCCAGACACUAGCCACAGAAGGGGCAUUCAUCCUGGGCUUCCAGUGCCAGCCAGCCACAAGCUGUCGGCGAGCCACUGGCAGAGGUACAGGGUGUGGUGGGCCUGGGCCAGGCUGCCUGACCAGGGAGGGGUCUCCUCCCGUGGAGGCUGGGUUCAGAGCCUCUUGUACUGCAGGCCAGUAGUGAGCAGUGGAAGGGACAGUGGUUGAGCAUCAGGAAACCUCCACUGGCUCUAUCACGCUGGGCAAACUUCUGCCCCCAGGCCUUGGGUUCCUCAGCUAUAAACAGGGACAUGGGGUGACUAAAGGCACUGUGGUCUCAGAAGGGAGGCCCGAGGAGUCAGCAGACCCUUGUUCACUGAUCACAUCAACCAGAAUUUCCAUGCCUGGCCUGGGACAGGGUGCUGUGGGCAUUCUGCCCUAAUGGACAGGUGUGAACUCACCUGGAGCACGGCAGGAGUGGCCAGAUUGCCUGGGGAGAGUGUGAGCCGUAGGGCUCCAGCCAUGACGCAGGCCCAGGCUUGGGUUGCCACUGUAGGUGUUGUGGUGAAGGAUUCAGUGUUGGAAGAGCCACACGGUCAUCUGACUACAAAGGCUUCUCUUCAUGCAGAGUGAAAAUGUACAAAGAUGAUUUUUGAGCCCAAAUAGUGAGUUGGCUGAAGGAAGGAAAGGCCACACUCUCCUUUCCCAGAUGUUUCCCCAAGAGGGUGUACCCCUGGGGGAAUCUUGGGGCAAGGGGGGUGAGCAUGUCCUUUUCCUGGUUGGGGAGUGUGUUGGGGUGCGGGUGCGGUGGCCUUGUGCUCUGCCGCCCACCCAUGUGGUGCUGAUUCUAGAGGGCUGAGCCUCCUGCAGCUGUGGGGCCCUGGCAUAUUCCAUUAUACCAGGACUCAGGCCAGCAAGUUUAAGUCCUGGGGCCCCUGUGUUGAGAAGAGGGUCCUGCCCUGCCCAACUGGGGUAGUGUCAUCAUGGCUUCAGCUGCCUCCCACCAGGGGGCCGGGCCCUAUUUUUGUGUAACUCUGACCAAGGCGCGGGUGCACCCCCCCCCCCCCCGGUGGACAGCAGAUCCUGGGGCUGUGCAGCAUCCCUCUCCUGCUUGGAGUUUCCUGGCCACUGUGGGACCCUGAGCAGCUGCACCAGGCUGGAUAGGGCAGAAAAGCUCAAGUGCAGCCAGCUUGCCCCUUCCCUGGGAGAAAGGUGUUCUGAGGCUUACCAACCCUGAGAAAGGUAGCUUCCCUGGUUACCACCAUUCCCCACUGCCCUGGAGAAGACAAUUCUUGGGUGUGAUGGGCACCGACUGGCAGGAGGCUUCUUCACUCUACUCUGCAGAGUGGAAAGGGCACUGGAGCCAGGUGAUGCCCACACCCUCUCACCCAGUGCCACAGGGAUGGGAGGUGAGAGGCUGGUGAGUCUGUCCCAGGGAGCACAAUGGGUGCUUAAGGCUGCCCCCUCCUCCCAGCCCCUCUGCAACACCCAGUGUCCUGGCACAGCAGCACGGAGCCUCAGUUGAGUCGGAGGAUUAGGAUAUACCACAAGGGUGAGGGCAACAAGGGGCCUAAAGAAUUGUCUGCCCCAGGAUCGACUUUUCCCCCAACUUAGCCACCGAUCUGCAAGUUGCUGAGGACCCGAGUCAGCACUCACCUUGCCUGUUCCUGUGUGGGCUCACGAAGUCCUGGAAGAAGGCUACUGCAAGACCAGCCCUCUGAGAAAUCAUCUCCACAUCUUGCCCCCUUUGGUAAAGAUCUUCAGUUUGCCCUGCAUUUGAAACAUGCACUGAAGAGAUACAGCAGGAGAGUCCCGAGAGAGCGCCCGCCACAGACAACAGUGGCCAGGGCUCCCCGUGAAGGUGACAGGAAAUGGAAAAGGCCAGUCUUGUCUCCUAUUUGCCUGCUGUUAGCCUAACCGUGAAAGUAUCUCUUUAUACAGAAUACUUACAGAUUCUAAUAUAUAUUUGUAUUUCAUUUUGUUAUAGUAUUUUUAUAUGUUAAAGUCAACAUCCAGUGUCCUGUUUUGAUUUUCAGAUGCUAUGUGCUCGUGAGAUUUUGUUUGGGGGUUUCUGUAGUCUUGUUUGGAUCGACUCCUUUGAAGAGACUUGUUUAGAACAGGCCCGUGAGGGAGCCACCCCUGCCCUUUCCCUAGAAGUAUUGCUUUAGAAUAUGUUGAUAUUGUCUGUUGUCUUCCAUGUGAACAUGACGUUGAUUCACUCA